GAACGCAGUGUUGCAUUCUUAAUAGUCCGGUAGAGACGUCUAGCCGCUUUAUGUUUGAGAAUUGGGGUUUAAUCAGAAGAUACAAACUCCACUGGUUACUCUGUCAACAAGACUAACCAAAUAAUAGAAAAAAAUGUGACGUAUCUUAUAGUUAAUUCACCAAAAUCCCAGAUGAUUUAUAAAUAAGGCUAGACGGCACAGUUCCAGGACUAAGCUACAGGCCCUGUUUGAGCGUAUCCAUGGCCUCUCGGAAGCAGAAGCGAGUGUUGCGAUAUGUGGAGGAAGGCAGCCUGCUGAAGCUGAAAUCCUAUCUGCGUAAACACCCGGAUAUUGAGCUGAAUUUCACGAAGGGGAGUAAGGGGCGCACUCCUCUUCACUUGGCCUGCUCGCUGGGGGAUGAUGCUGUGCUCAGACUGCUGUUAAAGUGGGGCGCAGACCCUUUGAGCAAAGACCGCAAAGGGGAUACCCCAUUACACCUGGCAGCGAACAGGGCACUCAAGCAUGGCAAGAGGGCCUAUGAUGACCUGGUGGUCCCUUUAAGAAAGCGCUGUCCUGUUGCUAUGGAGACGCCAAAUCGAGCAGGAGUAACACCACAGGAUACACUGCAGUGGAUGAAAGAGGAACAGUUCCAGAAGUCUCCAGGAAGGGGAGAAAGCUCCAAAAAAGCAGAUCCAGAAAAAGAGUGGCGCAAUAAGCUCUUUGGAGAAUGCCAGGAUGAGUUCUUUGAGACUUUUGGGCAGUACGAGGAAGAUUUGUCCUGGGAGGAGAGAGAGUCAGAGAAUUUUAUUGACUGGGCUGACCGCAUCAGGCAGGAAUACAGUCGGAAGCGAGCACAAUCUGAGCGGGAGGCAGCUGGAGCAGCUUCCGGGAGCCAGAAAAAGAACCGGAAAAAAGAGUCGGAAUCCGAGGCACGGAGCCGACUGGAAUUCCAGGCUAAACUGGAAGCUGAACAUGCAGCUUACUUGGCCCGUGCUGCCAGAAAAGAGGAGGAAAUACGUAAGGGGAAGAAGGAGAGAUAUGAGGAAAAGUGCACAGCUACUUUCCGGGGGGAAUCAGAAUCUCGGCUUGGCUAUUCAGACAUUCCCUGGCCGUCUCCUCUGGGCUCUGUUCAGGAGAUGGUGGCUGUGAUGCUUCACGGAGUGGAUCGUGUCAAUAAGACCGCCUUCAGGAAGUUUCUGAUGCGACAGCAGACUCUUUGGCACCCAGACAAGUUUGCGCAGCGCUGCGGAGCUCGUUUAGAGGAAGGCGAGCGAGGCAGGAUCCUGGACACGGUCACUGCGCUCUCGCAGGAGCUCAACAAGCUAGCUGAGAAUGCCAAGUGACACGAAUAUGCACGCUUUUAAUAAAGGCUUGAUUUUUACAAUGUGAUUUGUUGUGACUCUUACUGCUUACUGGGUUAGUGUCAUGUGGUUUGACUAAUUAUGUGUGAUUCGGAUCUGAGUGUUGCAUUGUUUGAUGCAAUCAUUAUACCUUCACUAGUACAUCCUGAUCUUAUCCACGUGGCUUUUAUUUAUGAGACAGAAACUGAUAUUACUCUCUUGGAUUUAAAGAUACUUUAUAUAAUGUACA
Messenger RNA from Acipenser ruthenus (sterlet), 1569 nucleotides. Its product is annotated as NF-kappa-B inhibitor-like protein 1. Bases 240 to 1322 code for a protein of 360 amino acids. Gene Ontology annotation, molecular function: protein binding. The transcript has 5 exons. Gene Ontology annotation, biological process: canonical NF-kappaB signal transduction. NCBI's taxonomy places the organism in Eukaryota, Metazoa, Chordata, Actinopteri, Acipenseriformes, Acipenseridae. The record is from RefSeq and is a predicted model, not a curated record.